Acyrthosiphon pisum (pea aphid) is the source of this 370-nucleotide messenger RNA. Its product is annotated as kelch-like protein 3. The record is from RefSeq and is a predicted model, not a curated record. The transcript is spliced from 3 exons. Lineage: Eukaryota; Metazoa; Arthropoda; Insecta; Hemiptera; Aphididae. Gene Ontology annotation, molecular function: protein binding. The coding region runs from base 35 to 370 and encodes 111 amino acids.
UGUCAGUAUUCAAAAAUGGAGGUUGGUAGCUAGUAUGUCUACUGAAAGAUAUGGUUUGGGUGUUGGUGUACUCAAUAAUCGUUUAUAUGCGGUUGGGGGUGCUGGCAAUGUUGAAACAUUGAAAUCUGUUGAAUAUUAUGAUCCCACACUCGACACAUGGACCCCAGUUGCAGAAAUGUCUGUACGCCGUCAUGGUGUUGGUGUAGGAGUCUUGGACGGUCUUAUGUAUGCUAUUGGUGGCUAUAAUGGAAAAUAUCUUAAAAGUGUUGAGGUUUAUAGACCGAGUGAUGGAGUUUGGUCUUCUGUAGCUGAUAUGGAAAUAUGCCGAUAUCUUAACACUGACAUCAAUCGAAAAAGUGAGAAUGAAUAA